GUCACAUCCGCUCUGACGUCAACACAAAGCGACGAUCUCGUUCGAAGCGAGUGAACCUCGUUGGAAAAAAAUGGCACCCUCACCCACAAAACGGAAAGAGGAGGAAAAAGCAAAAGACAAAAUCAAAGAAAAGAGUGGUACAAAGGAAGGAGACAGAGAUAGAGGACGUGAAAAAGCAAAGAAACGACGCAGUGCCUCCACUGGCAGUAGCAGCAGCAGGUCCAGAUCUAGCUCUACUUCAAGCAGCAGCUCUGGCUCCAGUUCAGGGUCUUCAAGUGGAUCUAGCUCAUCUGGUUCCAGUCGUUCCUCCAGCUCUCGUUCCUCCUCCUCCAGCUCAUCAGGCUCUCCAAGCCCCAGCCGCAGACGCCAUGACAACCGCCGCCGAUCACGCUCAGGGUCCAAAACACAGAAGAAGGGAGAUGAUAAGGAACGGAGGAAAAGAACCCCAAGCCCCAAACCAACUAAACUUCAUCUGGGACGGCUAACCAGGAAUGUCACCAAGGACCACAUCCAGGAAAUAUUUUCCACUUAUGGGAAAAUAAAAAUGGUUGACAUGCCGAUGGAUAGGCUCCACCCACACAUGUCCAGGGGCUAUGCUUAUGUAGAGUUUGAGACUCCUGAGGAGGCUCAGAAGGCCCUCAAACACAUGGAUGGAGGUCAGAUUGAUGGACAGGAAAUCUCUGCGUCUGCUGUGCUGGCUCAGCGAGUCCGUCCUCCACCUCGCAGACCCUCUCCCCCACGUAGAAUGCCACCACCGCCACCCAUGUGGCGUCGCAGCCCACCACGGAUGAGGAGAAGGUCUCGCUCCCCAAGGAGACGCUCUCCUCCUCCACGCCGCCGCUCUCGUUCCAGAUCCCCUGGUCGCAGGCGUCACCGUUCUCGUUCCAGCUCUAACUCCUCCAGAUAGAUGGGUUUCCUGCCUCAAGAUACCAAUCACUCGGCAGGUCAGCUGGAGUGCCUGCUUUGGUGGACCUUGAGAACUGACUAGAAAUAAAAACAUGUGAUUUGUGUAUGUAGGAAGUGGAAUAUUUUUCCUUUUUAGUUUUUUCUGUGUCCUUUUUAUAUUUUGUGUCGAUCCUAAAAGUUUGGCUCUGUGUCUUUUCUCGGUUUGAUUUCUUUAUUUUGAAUCGUUUCUUCUUUUUAUCACUUUCUAAAUUUUUAGACAUUUUGACAAAUAAAGGUGGUGAAAAUUG
This is a messenger RNA of Solea senegalensis (Senegalese sole), 1193 nucleotides long. RefSeq names its product RNA-binding protein with serine-rich domain 1-like. Gene Ontology annotation, cellular component: cytoplasm; ASAP complex; nucleoplasm. The coding region runs from base 71 to 907 and encodes 278 amino acids. The record is from RefSeq and is a predicted model, not a curated record. Gene Ontology annotation, biological process: mRNA splicing, via spliceosome. NCBI's taxonomy places the organism in Eukaryota, Metazoa, Chordata, Actinopteri, Pleuronectiformes, Soleidae. Gene Ontology annotation, molecular function: RNA binding. The transcript has 7 exons.